UAGUACAGCCGCCACUCUGCAGCAUGCUGCUCUUAGAGUGUCUCAGGACGCAGAGCUAGGCUCCUCCGGCUGAGAAGACCUCAGAUUCACUGGAUUUUUAUUUUAACUGAAAUAUCGUCCUUUUCCCUCAAGAUGACAAACAGUUCAUUCUUCUGUCCCAUUUACAGAGAUCUAGAGCCAUUUACAUAUUUCUUUUAUUUAGUUUUCCUUGUUGGAAUUAUUGGAAGUUGUUUUGCAACCUGGGCUUUUAUACAGAACACUACAAACCACAAGUGUGUAAGCAUCUACUUAAUCAAUCUUCUUACUGCUGAUUUCCUGCUCACGCUGGCUUUACCAGUGAAGAUUGUGGUUGACCUGGGUGUGGCACCCUGGAAGCUGAAGAUAUUCCACUGUCAAGUAACAGCCUGCCUUAUCUACAUCAAUAUGUACUUGUCGAUCAUCUUCUUGGCCUUCGUCAGCAUCGAUCGCUGUCUACAGUUGAUACGCAGCUGCAAGAUCUACCGAAUACAAGAACCUGGAUUUGCCAAAAUGAUAUCGACUGUGGUGUGGCUCAUGGUCCUUCUGAUAAUGGUGCCCAACAUGGUGAUCCCCAUCAAGGACAUCAAGGAAGAGGCAGAGGUGGGCUGCAUGGACUUUAAAAAGGAGUUUGGAAGAAACUGGCAUUUGCUGACAAAUUUCUUAUGUGUAGCAAUAUUUUUAAACUUCUCAGUCAUCAUUUUAAUAUCCAACUGCCUUGUAAUUCGACAACUCUAUAGAAACAAAGACAACGAAAGCUAUCCGAAUGUGAAAAGAGCCCUUAUAAACAUACUUUUAGUGACCACUGCCUACAUUAUUUGCUUUGUUCCUUACCACAUCGUUCGCAUCCCAUACACCCUCAGCCAGACAGAAUUCAUAACAGACUGCUCAGCCAGGAUUUCACUCUUCAAAGCCAAGGAGGCCACACUGCUCCUCGCUGUGUCCAACCUCUGCUUUGACCCUAUCCUAUACUACCAUCUCUCGAAAGCAUUCCGAUUAAAGGUGACGGAGACUUUUGCUUCACCAAAGGAGACUAAGGCUCAAAAAGGAAAGUCAAAAUGGGAAGACAACGCAUAAAUUAUGGGCCUUUUCAUGCUUUCAUUUCUUGGCGUACUAUACCAUAAAGUUACUUCAAGUUUUCAAAGAGAAAUAAAAAGAAUCUUGGCAACAAAACAUUACAGCUAGCCAGCCAAUGCGCUGGUCUCUGCAGAAACCCUUUUUCUCAAUGCAGGCAAGGGCUGUGCUCUUUGGGAGAUGGGGGAGCUGCAGUAGGGCUGGGCUCUGGGUAGUGCCAACCCUCAGCCCCUGCUCAUGGAGGUGGGGAGCUGCAGUAGGGUUGUGCUCUGGGUAGUGCCAACCCUCAGCUCCUGCUCAUGGAGGUGGGGAUCUGCAGUAGGGUUGUGCUCUGGGUAGUGCCAACCCUCAGCCCCUGCUCAUGGAGGUGGGGAUCUGCAGUAGGGUUACACUCUGGGUAGUGCCAACCCUCAGCUCCUGGUCAUGGAGGUGGGGAGCUGCAGUAGGGGUUGGGCUCUGGGUAGUGCCAACCCUCAGCUCCUGGUCAUGGAGGUGGGGAGCUGCAGUAGGGCUGGGCUCUGGGUAGUGCCAACCCUCAGCCCCUGCUCAUGGAGGUGGGGAUCUGCAGUAGGGCUGGGCUCUGGGUAGUGCCAACCCUCAGCUCCUGGUCAUGGAGGUGGGGAGCUGCAGUAGGGUUGGGCUCUGGGUAGUGCCAACCCUCAGCUCCUGGUCAUGGAGGUGGGGAGCUGCAGUAGGGUUGGGCUCUGGGUAGUGCCAACCCUCACCUCCCUGCUCAUGGUUGGCUCUCGGCUUCUAGCCAGCCAUGUUCUGCGGGUUUCUUAUGCACCUUAAUCCAAAUACUUGAAAAAGAAAACUAAAAAGUCUUAUUGAACCAAUGUCAAACUGCUAAUACCUUAAAAACAAAGAGAAUUAAGAAUGUAGACCCAGAGUUCUCACUUUAAUGCUUAGGAUUUCUUAGUGAAAAUAUGCAAAAGAGCCUCCAUGUAAGUUACCAGGAACCCUGUUGCAGUGUAACUCUAAUUGGCUUCAGGUUACUUUUUUUUCUUAAAAGCAACUUACAUGAAAUCACCUAUUUCUAAUCGAUCAUCACUUCAAAAGACAAUAAUCUUUCCAUUUAAAACUGCAAGUUUUCUAACAUGGUAACUAGCAAUUUUUAUUUUUAAAAAAGCUUGCAAAUGCAUGUAUGAUUUCUACUAUGUAUUAUUUCUAAUAUGUCAAAUAUAUUUA
Molecule: messenger RNA, 2277 nt
Organism: Dipodomys ordii (Ord's kangaroo rat)
Lineage: Eukaryota; Metazoa; Chordata; Mammalia; Rodentia; Heteromyidae
Gene: Gpr171
Product: G protein-coupled receptor 171
Exons: 3
Coding region: 133-1092 (319 amino acids)
Biological process (GO): G protein-coupled receptor signaling pathway
Cellular component (GO): membrane
Molecular function (GO): G protein-coupled purinergic nucleotide receptor activity
Source: RefSeq, a predicted model, not a curated record